Molecule: messenger RNA, 4921 nt
Organism: Epinephelus moara (kelp grouper)
Lineage: Eukaryota; Metazoa; Chordata; Actinopteri; Perciformes; Serranidae
Gene: wnt7aa
Product: wingless-type MMTV integration site family, member 7Aa
Exons: 4
Coding region: 444-1493 (349 amino acids)
Biological process (GO): multicellular organism development; positive regulation of JNK cascade; neuron differentiation
Cellular component (GO): extracellular region
Molecular function (GO): cytokine activity; frizzled binding
Source: RefSeq, a predicted model, not a curated record
GAAGUGAUCGCGGAUGAUCCGGUGUCCGUCCGGGAGAGCGCGUGAUAUCUAACUGGCUCCUUGUCUCGGCUGAGGUCAGUCAGGUGUGCAGCUGUGUCAGACACAGGGACAGAUGAGCUGAGCGUGUACCUGCAGGCUGCUCAGAGGCAGAUCCUCUGCAGAACACGCCCUGAUAGAAAAGGUAGACUCUCUCUCUCACACACACAUACACACACACACACUGAGCCUGAUCACUGAGGAGCCGAGCUGCUUACCUGAAAACAACAGCCCCAAUGCUCCACCGCAGGCUCGCACCACCGGACACCUACCAAAUGAAAUCAGGACGAGUUGGGUUUGUCCCGAGGAGCUUUGUUGGACACCUGGACAGCCCGCGGGACUCGGGGGAGGAGUAAGGCUGGUUGUUGUGAGAGCAGAGCACUAAUCCACCGGCUGGGCUCAGCACCAUGAGUAGGAAGACACGGCGCUGGAUUUUCCAUUUUUUCCUGUGCCUUGGAGUAUUGUAUCUGAAAAUCGGGGGUCUGUCAUCGGUGGUUGCGCUGGGAGCCAGCAUCAUCUGCAAUAAAAUCCCCGGCUUGGCCCCCCGUCAGAGGACUAUCUGUCAGAGCCGGCCCGACGCGAUCAUAGUGAUCGGAGAGGGAGUUCAGAUGGGGAUCAAUGAGUGUCAGUUUCAGUUCAGACACGGACGCUGGAACUGCUCGGCCCUGGCAGAGAGGACCGUGUUCGGGAAAGAGCUCAAAGUGGGCAGUAAGGAGGCUGCGUUCACCUAUGCUAUCAUCGCUGCCGGGGUCGCCCAUGCAGUCACUGCGGCCUGCACCCAGGGGAGUCUGAGCGGCUGCGGCUGCGACAAGGAGAAGCAGGGUUUCUACAACCAGGAGGAGGGCUGGAAGUGGGGUGGCUGCUCUGCAGACAUCCACUACGGCCUGAGUUUCUCUAAGGUGUUUGUGGACGCGCGGGAGAUCAAGCAGAAUGCCAGGACUCUCAUGAAUUUACAUAACAAUGAAGUGGGACGCAAGGUCCUGGAGAAGGGCAUGCGUCUGGAGUGCAAGUGUCACGGUGUGUCAGGAUCCUGCACCACCAAGACAUGCUGGACAACGCUCCCCAAGUUCCGUCAGCUGGGAUACCUCCUCAAGGACAAGUACAACCAGGCUGUACAUGUGGAACCGGUACGAGCCAGCCGCAACAAGCGCCCCACCUUCCUAAAGAUCAAGAAACCCCAUUCCUACCGCAAGCCCAUGGACACAGAUCUGGUCUACAUCGAGAGGUCGCCCAACUACUGCGAGGCCGACCCUCUGACCGGCAGCAUGGGAACACAGGGUCGCCUGUGCAACAAAACGGCCCUGCAGCCCAACAGCUGCGACCUGAUGUGUUGUGGUCGAGGAUAUAACACACACCAGUACUCACGCGUUUGGCAGUGCAACUGCAAGUUCCUGUGGUGCUGCUAUGUGAAAUGCAACACCUGCAGCGAGAGGACAGAGGUGUAUACCUGUAAAUAGAAAUAUUUAUUGGACGUGUAUUCAGAUGCACAGCUAGACUGGACUUUUUAAGAAUAAGGAUUCUCUGUGGCUGAUACACGUAUGUGGAGUGAUGCCUUGCAGUGUUGGCAUUACAACAAUCACAACAACCGGUUCCUCCAAUGUGUGUUGAUUAUACUGAUGCCAAUGGACAUCUGCCAUGACACUGGACUAAACUUAUGGACUCAUAAAUUCCUUUUUUACAUUUUGAUUUGAAUGCCAUGUCCUGCCCCAGGCUUGACUUGUCUCAGGCCACAUAUUGGCAUAACUCACCUCAAACAGUCAUAGUUUUAUAGACUAAUAAUUUAUUAAAUGAGAAAACUACUGAUGAUUUUUAAAUUCACUGUUAACUAUAUCUGGUAAGGUUUUAAGUUGGUGCAGAUGCCUUCAAGUGCACAUAAAAACAAAAAGAUUUUAUUUUUUUUGUUAACAAGACAACUUACACACUGGAGCUGAAAACUGACACGGUCAGAGCUGAACUCGACUGAAAGACAUAUUUGAGUGUCUGCAGCCUAUUUGCGUUAAGCCUAGCAGAAGAACAUUAAACUACUGAUCCUGGGCUCGGUAUGAUAGUAUUGUUUUCUACAUGUUUCUGUCCCCCUCCCCCACAGUUUGCUGCUAGUUGUCUGGAAUGUUCUGGAGUUUGUGACUGAGCAGCCAUAUUGACUCUUCAAGUUAAGUUGACACCACCAGGAGCAAACGAAUGCUUCCAGACAUAAAUUUCCCUUAAUGUCAGUUGAUAGAAUAUAUUUUGUAAGAGAUUAUUUUUAUAUAUUUUUUUAUUUAUUUUCUAUCUUUAUGUAAGAUAUUUUCCCUUAGCAUUUCUAACUGUUCAGUUACUGAGUUUACCACUGAAACACUGUUUUAAAAAUGUGCCUUGUUCCUCAGCAGUAGAACAUAAUAAUGUUAUAUUGAAAUGUGCCACAUUGUAACUUGUAACCCAUUUCAGGAAACUUUACUCACCUGCUUUGUUACUUAUAGAGAGCCAAAGUCCUGACGUCACCUCCACGCUAGCUACUGUACCAACGUUAGCUUAAAUGACUCAGCUAUCUGUUGUGCCUUUUAUCUGUCUUUCUAAAAAAGUCAACUGUGUUUUUGUGGUUCCAUACUCUAAGUUAAAUUGGUAUCUACUACAGCACUUGCCAUGAAAAUUUGAACCCUUCUGAAUUUUAAUAAAGUUAAACAAAUAAAUCUGUUAGCAUUCCAAAACUACAACUAGCUUACUAUGAUUUUUUUAACAGCGUAAUACACCUGUAGUAAGUAUUACCAGUCAACCUGUUCUCAUUCCGAAGUCGUCAAAUACCGCAGCUUGGUCACUGAUUUUGGCACCAGACAAAACAAAAAAGGCAUCCAUUCACAGUGGUAUGAUACCCCACCAUGUAGCGUCAGUGCAUAAUGCCACUGGGCAGCGUCUGUUUGAAACACCGCCAGACAACAACGUAAUUUAAGGAGCUGGAAAGUCUGUAUAGGGCGGACAGGCGGGGCAGCAAAUUGGUCCAACAAACACCGGAUUUCCACCCGGUGUUUGCUUCCUGUAUGAAUGUUGAGCCAGACCAUGAUGUUUCCUUUAAACCUAACCAUGUGCUUUUGUUGCACAAGGAAAUAAACAUAAAUUCAAGGUGUUUUACUGAUGUUGUAGGUUUAUUUUUAAAAAGACUAUGCAUCUAGCGAGCAGAAACUGUACAUUUCCUGUGAAAACAGAAGUGUACCAUCAAAAGACACAAUGCAUGUAACAGGCGUAAAUUGACACGGCAUCCCAGAAUGUCAACAACCCAGGAUACCUAGCGUGUCAAAUGUUAACAUAAAAGUCCACUGACUAAAUAGCGAUAUUUGACGAGCUGGGAGUGAGAAUGUGUUGUACAAGUAAUACGUCAUUCUAACUGUUGGUUUCUCCCUUAUCUACGAUAUCCACUCUUAGUCUUUUUGUCGUCUUUCCAUCUUUUAGCUGUAAUCUCUGGCGUCUGUGUUACUCUGUCAUGACUAGCUGGUAACAUGUAACCCACAAAGGUCUUCAGUGGUGUUUGUUAAACAUAAUGUUAAAAAAAAACAUAAAUAUUAAACAUAAAUAAAUGUUAGAUUAUCCAGACAUAGAGAUUGAACCACAUGUCAUACUGUUUCAAGGUUACGUUUCAAGAUUGGAUCUUUAGCAUCUGUGUUCCCACAUAUGUGAUGUGAAUGAGGUUACAAUACUUCAGGGACAGAAUCUGAGAGUAACAGUGUCACUUUGGCUCUCUAUAGGGUUUACAAGUGAUCCACAACUGUGCUUUUGUGUCAGGUCUCUCACCAACAUCGACUGGGGCUGGGUAUCAGUUCAUACAGCCUAGGCCUAAAUAUUUUUUGGCCUUUUAUUAGACAGUGAAACGUAGAGAGAUUGGGGGAGAUGGAUGGGGAAUGAUAUUUAACAAAUGUCCCUGAGUGGAUAUGACCUUGGGAUUCAUGAUUGGCGCCUCUGCGCCACUAAGAGAUCCCAGCUGUGUAUUGUUGGCCAUUAUAUUGCUGGAAAAAUUUAGCAUAUCCUCAUCAAGUGGCUGAAAAAUUAAGCCAACACAAAAGUGCCAAAACUGCAGUCAUGACAACUUUAUGGGGGUGAAUUUUUAUAUACUUUAUAUGUCCUUAGCUUCUCUAUCAGAUCCACCCCUCGCUCAUCCUCCCUCUCGCCCAAAUAGGGUCACUUCCGGCUCCAAAAAACCAAGAUGGCCCUGGCUGUCAUGCCAAAUUGAAGGCUUCAGUUUGGGAGUCCGCAAACCAAUCGGUGACAUCACAGUAGCUACAUCCAUUAUUUUUACUGUUAAUGACCUCACACAAUGUUCGUAUGAAUAUUGGAAUAUGGACAGAAUGCAGUGCAUAGGUCACAUCCUGGCUCACAAUUACGUGGGUUGUAUAUGAAUAACUGCAUUAUUUUUUGUAGAUAUAAGUACAAACACUGACAAUACAUAAAAUAAAUAAUAAAUACAAUAAAGUUUUGAUUAGAUCAUGAAAUAUCUGAUUAUGGAAUAAUUAAGACAAAGAAUCCAGACAUAGAAUUCAAUCAAAACUUUUGAUUCUUAGCUCGGCGGACACAUUCCGGUCUGUGCCUAAUAAGUAUGACGAUGUGAUACCCAGUCCUGAUCCUAAACAGGAACACUAAGCACCAGUCGUGACUGUACAGUAUCAUGACAGGUCGAUAAUUGGUAAAACUGCCUUCAGGUUGGUUAUGGUUGCAAAAACCAUCCAGUUUCGGUUAUUAUAAAGAGUUUCUAGUGCCGGUCAAUACUGACUCAGUCCUCAUUAAAGCUUGUUCUUGUAUAUGAUUGAACUGAUGAAAUUAUAUCACCCAACUGCUGUAGUGCUCUUAAUCUGAGGUCAUUGUUGACGUAUUUCAUGUAAAACCACAUUGUUAUUUCAUUCAUCUUUGGUCAAUAAAUGUUGUC